AGUCGGUCGCAAUUCUGAAUCUACCCAGGUCCUACCUUGAUUUGACAAAUCCCGGCCAGUUUCGUUGUGGAUAGUGCAGUCGUUGGUGGUCGCCCUGUUCGCAUCGUCUAGUCUUGAAAAGACCGAAUUGCCACCUACCGUACCCAGCUACGGUACAUUCAAAGGCUGGAACAGCAGCUUGUCUUCUCGCCAGUGCUUGUUGCCUACUUUUCAAGUUUUGCCUUACAUAAUACAAGUUGCUUUUCCGAGGUUCUUCUCCAAAACCAAUCCGUUGGAAAAAGAGACAAGUAGGGGGUGCGAAGUUGCUUCGUGCCUGGGUAUUGUCCUCUGUACUAGUCGUUGUUGUGCGUUGGCCCAGUAAAUUGUGGAGCGGUGUCUGUAGCUGACAGAUCUUAGCAUCUUGAAUCUCUCGGGUUUGUUAGAGUUAAAGCGAAGAGCGCUCCUUAUCGAUCAGGGAAUUAGAUCUGGAGCAUUUGUGGACGACAUUGGGAGAAGGGUCUUUAGACCCCGCUUGACAUCUGUGCCAUCCUCUUGGAAGUGUUUGUCAGAGAUCUCAGGUAACUUGAAGCCUCUUGCCACCCUUGUCCACCCUUUGAUCAGUCAGGGGAGAUCAGGGCUCCCCGUGGACAAUGUUUGCCCUGCUGAGCCAACCUGCGGAGCAGCUGUUUGACACCCUGGGCUUGACCAAGGUGGGCCAGCAGGUGGCUGCCUUUCUGGGGGGGGCGCGCACCCCUGCCAAGCUGCCGCACAGCCCGCCCCCGCCUAGAUCUGUCCAGCGAGCAGGCCCGGAGAUGAAGCCAGCAGAGCCUACCGACGUGCGGCUACUGGGGAUUAACCUGACGCGCCAGCCGCGCUGGAUCCAGCUGGUCGUGUGCACGGGGGGCUUCUUCUUUGGCUACAUCACUAAUGGCCUGGCGGAGGAGUAUGUCUAUAACAGGGCCGGCUUCAGCUACGGGUGGUACUUCACAUUUGUGCAAGGCUUUGUGUACAUUGGCCUCAUCAUGGCGCAGGGCUUUCGCCCGAAGCACUGUGUGAACCCGUGGGGCCUAUACGUCAAGAUCAGUGCGGUGCUCAUGUUCUCCACCGGCCUCACCAAGGGCUCUCUCGCCUACCUCAACUACCCGGCGCAGAUCAUGUUCAAGUCCACCAAGGUGCUCCCGGUGAUGCUGCUCGGCGCGAUGGUCCCGGGGCUGCGGCGGCUGUACAACCUGCAGGAAUACGUGUCGGCGCUGCUGCUGGUGCUGGGGCUGAUCCUGUUCACGCUGGCGGACGCGGCGUCGUCGCCCAACUUCCAGAUGGUGGGCGUGAUCAUGGUGUGCACCGCGCUGCUGCUGGACGCCAUCCUGGGGAACAUGCAGGAGGCCAUCUUUGCGGUCAACCCCGCCACAUCGCAGACGGAGCUGCUGUUCUGCACGACCAUUGUGGGCAUGCCCUUCCUGCUGGGCCCCAUGGUGGCCACGGGGGAGCUGUUUGAGGCGUGGAGCGCGGGGAUGGCGCACCCGUACAUCUACGGGGUCAUCAUCUUGGAGGCUUUUGCCACCUACAUCGGCCAGCUGUCCGUGCUGUCGCUAAUUGCCCUCUUUGGCGCGGCCACCACCGCCAUGGUGACGACGUUGCGCAAGGUGUUUACGCUGCUGCUGUCGUACCUGAUCUUCACCAAGCCGCUGCUGGGGCAGCACUGCGUGGGGCUGCUGCUCAUCUCGUCCGGCAUCGGCCUCAAGAUGACGCCCGACUUCAUGCCCACCCCGAGCUUCAUGAAGCCUGCGCGGGCAUCCCCGUCCAAGCCGGAGGUCCGGUAUUCGCCCGUAGAGGACGAGAGGAUGGAGGAGGGGCGCGAGAAGGAGGGGGACAACACCAGGUGAUGGAGCCCGGCCAAGCAAACGUCAGUGUCCCCAGUCUCCUUGCCUAGAAAGGCGGGGCGCUCAGUCGGCCUCUGAGUCGGUAUAGAGGUGUCUAAAAAGUCGGAGUUGUCGUCUUUAGAGUCUGUGCCGCUGCGUAGUUAGACUGUAGUGGGGCGUACUUAGAGUCGGCUUACAGCCACUGCUUGGGGACGGUCAUUACACUGGUGAACAGGAAUAGAAAAGGGUGGGUGCUAACAGUCAAUACCCUGGCUCGCAAUCAGAGCCAGUAACACAACGAGGCCGAACAUAGGACGCGGUAGAUCCAUAACAUAUUGCCUUCGGCAUCCUUGGGUCCUAAUCAACGCGAAUUGACUUAGAAGCGCUCGCCAGUAGUGCACAUAGGAACACUUGGAGGAACAGAAAUCGUCAGCGGAUCAUCUGAUCUGCUGCACGAUUACGCAACAAAUCAGCCCAACAGCCGCAUGAGUCAUGCAGCUUCGCAACAUGCAUGGCCUGCAGUUGUAGAGUGCUUCGACUGAGCCUGGCGUGGCCUGCAACAGGCUUGUAUGUAUCUGCAAUGGGAGAGUAGAAUUUGCGAAAUGGGGAUUGCAGCCUAAUUGGAACAUACGCGUGGGGGCCCUAGAGCAGGCUGUACUUAACUGCAUAAAUUCCGUACGUUUCUCCAGACUCGCGUUAGCCUAGAACCUAGUCACAUAUGCGGCGGGGCGGCCAUGCGGCACUACUGAAUCUCAUGCCAUAUGCAAC
Molecule: messenger RNA, 2606 nt
Organism: Klebsormidium nitens
Lineage: Eukaryota; Viridiplantae; Streptophyta; Klebsormidiophyceae; Klebsormidiales; Klebsormidiaceae
Source: the annotation of a GenBank genome assembly